AUGGACUAUCCAGAGAUGGCAAAGAUGGAUUUCUGCAAGGUAAUCGUCGAAUGUAUUAAGGAAGGAGCCAAGAUAUGGCAGAAACACAGAAAUUUGCCUCGGGAAGAAAAGAACAAAAAGCAUGUCAAUGGUUUGGCACAGGGGCCAGUAAUCAUGUACCUCGACUCCCUGCUGCUGCCAACCGACACAAAAGAAAUGCGGAAGAUUGCAAAGACAAUGGACAAGACCUCAUUACCACGAGCAAACCAUCUCAAAGAGAGUGACCUAGCGAAAAUAGCUAGAGCAGAGCUGAAAAGGGACGGAAAAGCACAACCAGAUGACUAUGAAUUUGGCAAAAUACAGGCUCAGCCAAAGAAUAAUCAAGUCAGCAGCCCCGCCAACCAAAUGCAAGAGGCUAACUCACAAUCAACCGUUAGCAUAACAAACGACAAAGAAGAAGAAAACAACGAAGAGGAGGUAUCACAAGCACUGCAAGACCAAGAGACAACCCGUGUUGAAAUUGAACCCCAUAGUGAACCUCAAACAGACGAAGGCGUCACAGAACAAGAACUUUGUGUACAAGAGAUUUCCAGCGCCACAACAUUGCAGAUCACCAUCACCAGUACAAAGGAGAAAGCGCAAGACAUCCCAGCCGAUGAGAAACAAGAGACUGUUAUACCUGACAAAGAAACAGUAGAUGCAGGCACAAAUAACCCAGUCAUCAGCACGGAGGAAACAAACGAGUGCGCUGAUCUCGAAGAUCAAGAACUUCAAACAACAACAUCUGAAGAGGAAGAGGAAGCAAGCAAAAGCACUGGCAUAGACAUUCAACAAGAAAAACUAGAGGACAACACGAGACAAGGAGAAGCCGCACAAGAAGCUCAAGAAACCAUCAACAAUCAAGACCAUCAAACACAACCAGAGGAGCCCAAUGAACAACCCGAACAUGUUCUUCAAACGAUAGACAAUAAUGCCACUGAAGACCAAGCCACAAAAAAUUCACUCACCAAACAACAGGUACCAGAGACCGCGGCAGCGUCAACGACUGAAAAGAGAGAGGAGACCAAUGAGCAAAAGGAGGACACUGAAGAAGGGCAACAUGUUCUUCAAAAGGCAUUCAUCAACAAACACGAAGAAGGCGACCACGGAGAUACAAGCAAUGAAGAAGACACACACAUUGUUCCAGAGAAAGAAGCAGAAACCAUCGAAGAAAACCCUACACUGUUGUACGAUGCCAAUUCCCCUGGCAGAGAGGUCAGUGCCAACCAAGUCGAGACUGAAAAACAAGACGGAAAAGACCACCAGCAAGACACGACGGUUGACAAGGAAAAACAUGAUGCUAAGAAAUACACAGACAACUCAAAUGAGGAUGCAGCAAAAACUGAACAAACGGGCACAAUGGAGAAAGUGGACAAAGAUAGUGAUUCCGUCAACAAAGCCAUCGAAGACAUGGAUGAGCUUUUCAUUACAACGAACAAGUUUGAUGUCAAUCUAGGCCAUGUCGCCGAAAGCUUCAAGCACUCGAUAAAGGAAGCCGACGACGAAGAUCCAAUGUGCUACAGAAAUAAUGAUCAAGAACACAUUAGAAAAAAAUUACUACCUGCCAAGCUUACAUCAUUUUUCAACAUGCAAGAAGAAGAAAAACUGCAAGAUUAUAACAUGUUCCUUCUACCAUGCACAAUAGAAUUCUUCAACAAUGUAACCAGCAAAUUAAUGAAAAUAUGGAAGCACGUAAGCACAGAGCUACAGCUUUCACAAAAAAGCAUCGACCAUUUCAAAAAGGUCAAACUGCAGGUGCCACUUCAAGGAGAAGACACAAUGGACUGCGCAUUCUAUAUGUACAUGAACCUGAAGCACUACUCCAAUGAUGGAACAGUAGAAAUCUUAGAGCCAGAACAAGUACCAGAGUUGAGGAAAAAAAUUCUAUAUCAACUCAUCAGUCAACACAAAGGGAAUACCAAACUGUCAUUAAUCAAGUGUACAACAGAUAUGCUGAAGUAUGAAGUCGAUAUGGGAGACAAAGAAAUGCAACAGACAGAAUGUUGCGUACUAGAAGAGUUUCCGCCAAAUCCCGAGCAAAAAGAACAUAUUAUGCAUGCGACAACCACAAAAGAGUAUGAAGUUAUUGAUAUAUCCAGUAAACACAAAGAGGUUAUGGAUGUCAGCAGAGACGUCGUCGCCCAAGAAUCUUGCACAGACCACGAAGAAAAGGAUCCACCAAUAGAACCAGAUCAACCACCACCAGACGACAAGAUACCACACCAUGCUGAAGAGCAAACGGACGAGCAAAAUAUCAACAGCAAUACCCCGAGCACAGAGCAACUUGAACAAACAGGCACUGAUUUAAAAGAGGAUGGCACAAGCAACAACGCACCAAAUACACAAGAACAGGUUUCCGAGCAGAAGAAACAACAUGUUCUUCUUCAAGAAGAAACAGGCUCGACAAGCAAUCAGCAAGGCACCUCCAGCACCAUCUCUCUAGAGUUCCUAAAACCCAAAACAAUGGAAAAGCACGACGACGUUGAUGAAUUUAUUUCAAGCCUUAACCCGCUCCAACUAGAGGAAUACAACGAGCAUGUAAAGAUGGGCGUUGGAUUCGAUGUAAUCAAAACAUGGCUGAAUGACCAUGAAAGCUAUGAAUUCAACAAAGAUCCCACGCCGUAUCUAACAAUCUUGCAGCAAGAAUCAGGAGAACAUUCAAUGCCUCAAUCAUCUGAGAACAGCUCAAACAAGAAAAUCUCGGUCAAGAAGAGACCGAUCGUGCUCGGUGUUAUAAUUGGAGGAAAAGGAGGACUAGCAGAAUUCAAUGAGGGCGAAGCAUUGAAACAGUUUGCACCCCUUGUAACAGUGAAGGAACUUUUAAAGAAAAAGCUGAUAUUCAUUCCAAUGGAGAAGCAUGACCGCUAUGUACUAUAUGUGCUGGACAAAUACAAACACAAAGUUCACAUUAUUGAUCCUCAAGAAACGACUCCAGAGGAAUUUGAGAAAGAAAAGAUAGACAUGGAUAAAUUGGAUCUAAUAGAAGCAUCUCGAGUUCUUCAGGAAAAUGAAGAUGCUAAAAAAGAAAGAGAAAGACAGUUUCAGGAAUAUCAUGUUCAUAAGUCGGCAAUCGUACCUAGGUUUAAAGAAGUCUUCAACACCAUACUAGGACAAACAAUGAAUGCCAAGGGUACAAGAUGGCAGAUUCAUACCAUGCAAGAUGUUCCAGUGGUAGAAAAGGGAGAAUCAACAUUUGCUGUUUUAAAGCUUGCAUUCCUCUACAAUGGUGAAAAGUUUGUCGAAGACAUGGAAGAUUUGACAGAUGAUGUCGAAGACUGGAGGGCAGAGGCAAUGUACAUUCUCUUAAGUAGCGAGAUGAAUCAAGUCAAAGCUAGUGAAAUGGGUGACGAGAUUAGCAAGAUCUUGAGCAAAAAUGAAGACUAA
Molecule: messenger RNA, 3402 nt
Organism: Aegilops tauschii subsp. strangulata
Lineage: Eukaryota; Viridiplantae; Streptophyta; Magnoliopsida; Poales; Poaceae
Source: RefSeq, a predicted model, not a curated record